Camarhynchus parvulus is the source of this 752-nucleotide messenger RNA. It is a transcript of the gene C1H3orf52, whose product is annotated as chromosome 1 C3orf52 homolog. The transcript has 6 exons. The record is from RefSeq and is a predicted model, not a curated record. NCBI's taxonomy places the organism in Eukaryota, Metazoa, Chordata, Aves, Passeriformes, Thraupidae. The coding region runs from base 23 to 724 and encodes 233 amino acids.
UUGCAGCUGAAACAAGAAGGAAAUGAGCUGGCUCCAUGCUCACUUCAGAGACAGAGGUUCUCACAGAGGACCCUCUUCCGAGACAGAAGCAAUGAAAAGGCAGAGUUCUGCUCAGGAGCAAGAGAUUAUUGAAUUACGGGAACAUAAUGUGGAGGAAAGUGAGACUGAUCAUGACAAGCCUCUAAAUGCUCAAACGAGAAAGGAGAGAGAUGCCUGGAAAUCAUGCAGGAAUGUAGUUUUCUGGAAGUGUAAACUAUGGAUGAUUGUAUCUGCAAUAUUUCUAGUGAUCUUCCUGGUCAUUCUCAUCAGCCUAAUUCUUUAUUCUAAUGUUUACACAGAUGAGGAUGACUACUGGGAUCCUGAUGAAUUACUAAGCAAUGGAAAUUUUCACAAUUUUUCAGGAACAUUGGAGUUAAUGUGUGGUCUCCCACACUUCUCCUCCGAGGACAUUACUAAGAGGCUAACAGAAGUCUACAGCUCAUCUCCAGCUUUAGGACGUUACUUUAGGUCAGCUCAGGUGAUUUCUUUCAGUAAUGAAAGCUCCACUGUAAUUUAUCAGCUAGUGUUUUCUGUACCACCAUCAACAGAGGGAUUUAUGGAAAACAGUAUGAACCCAGAUUUUAUAAGGAACAUUUUACGUCAAAAUAUUUAUGAUGAAGAUACUCUUAAUCCUGGGACAUCUGAAUGUGACAGGUUAAAGCUCAACCCGACUUCUCUCACAUAGAAAUUAUGGAAAGUUUCUUCAUCUUCAU